Messenger RNA from Pleurotus ostreatus (oyster mushroom), 2862 nucleotides. RefSeq lists its product as uncharacterized. Bases 1 to 2862 code for a protein of 953 amino acids. Gene Ontology annotation, biological process: negative regulation of transcription by RNA polymerase II; positive regulation of transcription by RNA polymerase II. Gene Ontology annotation, cellular component: nucleus; transcription regulator complex. The transcript is spliced from 6 exons. Lineage: Eukaryota; Fungi; Basidiomycota; Agaricomycetes; Agaricales; Pleurotaceae. The record is from RefSeq and is a predicted model, not a curated record.
AUGAACGCCAACAUCGCACAAAACCCCCUGCUGCGGCCUGCACUGCCGCCAGCACAGCGCUCGACGAUACCACAGACGAUGGGAAUGCUGGCAAAUGGCUCAAUGACCGACCCCAAUACCAUCUACCAAGUUCAGAUGAACCAGGUGAUGAACCAGGCAGGAGGCAAUCUGCAGCACCGUCCGCAACAAAUGCCCGUGCGCGGCGGCCCCCCGAACAUGCAGAAUAUGGGCAACGUCGGCGUCGGCAUGAACCAGCAUAUGCUCGCCCAGGGCAUGCCUUUCGGCCACUCGCAGCAGCAGCCGAUACGGCGCGUGCCGUCAAAUCAACCAGCACCGCACUUCAACCAACAAAUGGCCAUGCCCAUGAACCCAGGAAAUCCGAAUCUGCCCAACAUGGCCUUUCGACCACAUCCUGGGCAGCACAUGAACCCUCAGAUGCCCCGAAACGUCGGCGGCAUGCAGACUAUGACCCCAGAGAUGCAGAUGUCGAUGCGUCAAGCUGGAGGGCCCCCUACGAACCAGGGUCCGGGGAUGGGGGGCGGGAUGGGAAUGGCUGGGUUGCCCGCCAAUAUGGGUGGAAUGCCGAAUAAUCGACCGCCACAACUCAUGGGUGGACAGCCGAUAGGCCCUCACCUCCCAAACGGAAUGAACAACAGCUUCAACCCCGUACAGCCGCCCCAAAUGACUUCCUCUCCCCGUCCUGGGUCAUCACACAUGCAGAACCAACCCUCCAUUAGCCGUGCACGGAUGACCCCCGAACAACACCAGCAGAACCUGUUUCAAAACGGCCAGCCAUUUCCUGGCGGCGCGCGGAUACCGCCUUCGAACGGACAGUUUCCUUUCGUACCAUCCACUGUAUCACCAAACCAGGGAGUCGGGGACGUAUCCCAUCAGCUAGGCCCUCCAUUUAAUCCUGCCGGCGGGUCGGGCGCGCCUGGUAAUGGUCCUGGUGGGCCAGGUCGGAUGCAACCUGGGAGGGCGGACAGUGCAGGAUUUCAUGUUACCCCCGCUCAACAGUUCGAACAGAUGAGCAACGGCGAGAACUUCCCAUCUGGUUCAUUUCCCCCUCAACGACCGCCUUCCCAACACCAUACGCCACACACCCAGCAUAAUACGCCUCAAAUGCGAACUUCUUCGCCGCAUCCUCAUUCAUCUCCGCAACAACAUCCACAGCAACGGAUACACACUCCUUCCAACUCCCACAUGCAUCCCCCGCCUCAAAGACCACAGUCUCAGGGGCGACCGCCUUCGCAGGCUGGUCACAGAACCCCCAACCCUAAUCAUUCUACCAGCAAUCCUAUGACACCGCAAGGCAUGCAGUCUAAUCCGAUGAUGCCACCAGGCGGGCGGAUAUCAAGACAGCAGCAGCAUUCAUCAACAACUCAAAUCCCUCAAGGAGCGGGUCCUACGCAAACCCUUGUCCAGCAAGCGAUGCCUCCCAAUCAACCCCUUGUUGCAGUCCAGCAAGGCCCUCCCCGCCCCCCCAUGCCUCCAGGCCAACCACCGAAUGGUAGCGAGAACAACCAAAUGAUGAGGACACAGCAGCCAAUACCAAGCGUCAUCCAACCGCCAGUGGGCAGUGGUCAAGGCUUAAUACGAUUGCUCCAAUUCAGUGGUAUCCUAUCAGCGAACGACAAUUUCCAAAAGAAACUACAGCUAUCAUGGUGGAAAGAGUUGAUCAAAGACUAUUUCGCCCCGAAAGCCAUCAUGAAGUUCACUCUCUGGAAAGACAACUCGCGGCAGGAAGCCAAGCCUUUUGAAAUUGGCACUGCAAUUCUCCCUCGGUUUUUUCUCGUUACGGCACAAUCUGGCGUCAAAUCUAUGUCCCUUUCACUAGAUGGCGCACGCGAACGGCUAUACACAACGGGUCAUUCAAUAAUCGAGUGUGUUACGGCGGUAUGGACGUACAAGUAUACCAAUGGGUAUACUGUGACGCUACGCGGACCCCUCACGGUGCAUGUCAUCAUCUCAGCACCAACCCCACCGAGCACCGGCUCACCUGGACCAAAUGGUGGUGGAGGCGCAAGCCCACCUUCCGCGCUGCUGCGGUUUGAGGAUUUUCAGUUCGAUGCCCUGUACCACGAUAAAUACAUCGCUGUCGAACAUAUCGAAGGUAUAGAGAACACGAUGAACGGCCCUAUGCCCGAGGUGGGACCGCCAGUGCAGAACGGACAAAACCAGAACACGGAUCGUUCGGAUGAGCAGAGGGUACCUGUGGAACGAGGGUCUGUACCAUUGGGGCCGGUGAAUGCUUUUGGCAUACCCCAGGCAACAAUGCGAUGUCUCGAGUUGGCUGAGAGUGUGGGCCAGAUGGCCGACUUAAUUUCUUUUACCAACGAAACUGGUCUAGGGCCCAUGGACGCUCUGAAGCAGUUUGCGCAGAAUCUUCGAGACAAGGGGUUGUCCGUCCCACCACAGAUGCACACAACGCCGUUCGUGAACGGAGGUCCACAUCCUCAACACCCAUCAUAUCCCCCACCCCCACAGUUCAACCAGAUGGUCACCAAUGUUGGCCCACCACAAGGAGCCGUAUCAACACAUUACCCUAACGUCAUACCCUCGUCCAACCCUCUGCCUGGGUCGAUAAAUUCGCCGCAGGCCUCUACGUCUGGCGGCAAUUCACCACAGAAGCAGCAUAAGACGAUACCCCAACAACAACAAGGACAACAACCUAUGAACGGCGCCUCAUCUAGUUCCGCCACUACUCCUGGUGUGUCGACAACCGGCGGCAACACUCCCUCGAUGGCGAAUGCGACAUUGAAGCGGAAACAGGGGUCGGAGACCGCUUCACCUACAACUUCACAUGCUGACCAGCCUCCACUAAAACGCCAAGGUCGAAAAAGAAAAGCAACACAGAGCUAG